CUUAGCGAUCUGUUUGGUGGAAUUCAAACAGAAGAACCGCGGAGUUGACAAAUGUGUGUUGUUAGCUUCGAUAGCAACGGUUAAAUAGCUAUAGGACUUUAUCACAAACAAGAGGAAUAACUAGAACAAGGAGAACAAGGAAUACGGUUUAAGUCGCACAAUUAAGCAUGGAGUCGUGUCUGAAUUCCAGACCUGAGAGAGUGGGUUGUGUAACUGUGGAAGAUCUGAAAAAAGACCUUUUUGUAGAAUUCACCCAAAUCCCUGCACUUCAGGAACCCGGAGCCGUGGACAAGGAACACUUGCAGGUCUACUUACGGAUACGUCCUUUGACCUCUACAGAGAGUGAAUUUAGUGAAUCGCAGGAAUGCAUUUCCAUUGAACCCCCGGACACUGUGGUUUUAAAAGCCCCUAGAUUGUCACUGACAGCGAGACAAAGUGAAAAGCUAGGACCUCAACUUGCACAGCGAUUCCAGUUUUCAAAGGUGUAUGGCCCAGAAACAACACAACGGCAGAUUUUCGAUGGUACAACAAAAGCCCUUGUGAAGGAUGUCCUGGGAGGAGGAAAUUCUUUAGUCUUCACUUACGGUGUAACCAAUGCCGGGAAAACGUUCACAUUUUUAGGUCCUGAAAGCGAUGGAGGAAUUGUGCCCAGGUCGCUAAACGUGAUCUUUAACAGCAUUGUGGGACGAGUCUAUACGCAGAAUAACAUUAAGCCCCAACGAUGUGUCGAAUUUACAAGACUGACUAAAGACCAGCAGGAGGAGGACACCAAGAUUAAGAAAAAUCUUCUAAGGAGAUUUAAAGAGAGCGAUUUACAAAAAAGCAACUCCAGCAUAUCAAAUUCAGCUUGCAGCACCUUACUUGAGGGUUCCAGUUAUGGUGAGUUAGAUGAAGACAGCCUUUGUUUGGAGGAAGAUUCCCAUGUGAAGUUCUCUGUGUGGGUCUCCUUCUGUGAGAUCUACAACGAAAACCUCCACGACCUGCUCGACUUCGCCUCGAACACGUUGCGCAGAAGGAGCGUGCUCCGACUGAGUCAGGAUGUCAAAGGGAAUACAUUUGUCAAAGAUCUGACAUGGGUCCAGGUAAACAGUGCAGAUGAAGCCUACAAGGUUCUAAAGAUUGGACGGAAAAACCAGAGCUUCUCUUCUACAAAGCUCAACAGCGUUUCUAGCAGAAGCCACAGUAUUUUCUCCAUCCGAAUCCUGAGAAUUGAAGACAUAGGGGUUCCUCGAGUCCAGACCAUAAGCGAGCUUUCUUUGUGUGAUCUGGCCGGAUCAGAGCGUUGUGCGAAAACCCAGAACAAAGGAGAGCGCUUAAAAGAAGCCGGGAAUAUUAACACAUCGCUGUUAACCUUAGGAAAAUGCAUAAACUCAUUGAGGCUGAGUCAGACACAGUCAAAGUUUCAGCAGCAUAUCCCCUUCAGAGAGAGCAAACUCACUCAUUACCUUCAGGGCUUUUUCUGUGGCCGUGGAAAAGCCUGCAUGAUCGUCAACAUCAACCAGUGUGCUUCCAUGUAUGACGAAACCCUGAACGUCCUCAAGUUCUCAGCAGUGGCUCAGAAGGUUGUUGUCUUGAACCCCAAACCAGUCUUAAGUGUUGUGCCUAAGAAAUCUGCCAGAGAAGUCUCCAUGAUGAUCAACAACGUGGACAGGAGAGAAUGGAGCAGGAGAAGCACCUUAAUUAAGUGGGAGACGACCUUGGAGGAUGUUCAAGAGGAUGAGGAUGAUGAAGAAAUGGAGGUUGAUGAUGAGGAAGAAGAGGAGAGUGGUGAGGAGAGCAUGGUGGAAAACACAGUACUAGAAACUGCAGAAGAUCAAGAGCUUGUUGAGCUACAGCAGAGGAUUAAGGAACUUCAAGAAGAGCUUUCUAAGGAACAAUCUGAAAAGCUUGCCAUAGAAUCACGAAUCAGAGAAGAAGUUACCACCGAGUUCAUGGAGCUGUUUUCCAAUAUGGAAAAGGAUUACAAUGAACGUCUGCAGAGAGAGAAAGAAAUAGCUGAAGAAAGAGCUGAGAGGAGAUUAGAAAUACUUAAGAAUUUAGUCAACAAAAAUGGCACUGAGACGACAACAGAGAAUUCUGCUGAGGAUGAAACUAAGGAGACUAGAAUGACGUUCUUGGGUGGGAUGAUUGAAGAGAUGCAAACUGACCUGGCUAUGAUAAAGAGAGAUGCUGAAGCAGCACAGCUGUGUCUGGAGAGCAAGGAUCAUUCUCCUGAAGCUGUCAGCAAGCUGAGGACACAGCUGGAUGAGAUGGAAGAAGAGCUUCUUAAAAACCGUCAGCUAAUGAAUAUCAAAACUAAGGAAAUAGAAGAAGUGCAGGUUUGUGUAAAAAGUUCCAGUGAGCAGCUGCUGGAGGCUCACAAGAAUUUUGAAGCUCAGAAUCUGAGAAAUCAGCAACUGAUGGAAAUCUGCCAAGAAAAAGAUGAGAUGAUCUCCAAGCUGCAGAUUGCUUUAGAUCAAAAUGCUGAAGCAGCUAAUAAUGAUAGGGCCUGUAAAGACCAAGAAAUUCUUCAGCUUGCAAACACCUUAAAAGAGAAAAAUGACUUCUUGGCUGAGCUCAAUCGUGAACGGCAUUCUCUUGAUCAAAAGUUGAAGGAUCUUACUGAAGAGCUGAAAAACCAAGCGCAUGCAUGUGAAGCUGCUGUGUCUUUACUUGAAACAGAAAAAGCAGCAACCACUAAACUAUCAAACGAGAACCAAUCACUUGCCACUGAGCUCAGAGAUCUCCAGCAAGCAGCUAAUGACCUGAAGACCAGGCUCACAGCCAAGGACACUGAAUUAAACAUUAAGAAAAUAGAGGCUUCCCGGCUUUCUGAGGAGCUCCAAAAAACCCAAGCUCUUCUCCAGAAGCAUGAAGAAGAGGCUAUUGAGCAAUCUCAGACAAUCAAAUCUCUGAAGAUGGAGACCCAGGAACUUUUGAAAGAACAAACAAACAAGUGCGUCUUCCAAGAGACCAUAACAGCUCUCCGUAGAGAGUGUGAGACGAUGAUGUCCACAUCCCAGGAGAAAAGCAGGAAGAUCACGGCCCUGGAGCAGGAAGUCAGUCAGCUAAGAGAGGUAAUGUGCCAGAAGCAGAACCUGUGCGAUCAGCUUGAGCAAGAGAGAGGAGCUCAGAGCGAAAAGAAUCAACAACUGCUCAGCCGCUACGAAGCCAAGAAGCUGAUUGUGGAGCAGAUGAAGAGAAGUCACUCUGAGCUGGAGACAGAGCUCCAUGGUGUAAGAGAGCAGUUGGCUGUCCUGGAGAAGCAACAGCAGGCCUUUACACACAGCUCUGAGAGACUUGGACAGGUGGAGAAGAAGCUUGCUGAGAAAGAGGCUCAUUGUGCAGAUCUGGAGCAGAGACUCCUGCAAACCCAGAAGAAGCUGGACCAGGCAGAGAAGAGAGAUCGAAGUGAGGAGAGGUCUCUAUAUGAAAGGAGAAAAGAAAUGGAGAAUAAACUUGACCAUAAGAACACAGAACUUGAGAAGAAAGCUCAGAAACUAUUACAAUUUAAAACACAGGUAAAUGAUGGGCUGGAAACAGUUAAGAGGGUAAGUCUGGAUCUGGAACAGAAAGAGAAACGUAUCGCUGGUCUACUUUCUCAGCUGACUGAGAGCAAAGCUGAAACUGAGCAGAUGCAAAAAGAGAUUGCAUGCUUGUCAGAAACCGUCCGAACGCUGCAACAGAAGCUUUGUGACUUGGAGAAAGACAGGGAUCAAGCCGUCGCCGAGAAAGAGCGGAUUAUUGAAACUCUGAAGACCGACCAAGCCAACAAAGCUGAAUCACAUCAAGACCAUAAAAGCUGUCAAGAGCUUAUGAAGCCGAAGGAGAACCAUCAGAGAAAGCGCAUGACUGAGACUGAACCUAAUGGUUCACAGAAGGACGAGCGAAAAGUAGAAGAAACUCCAGCACUUUGGACACAGACUUCAGUACACGAGACCUCAGUGCUCUCCACCAUGGACGAGAAAGAAAAGCGCUUCCCCAAACCUGAAGUGGAGAUCAGCUUCUCCCCUCUCAAACCCGACCGUCUGAACAUCUGCAGGCCAGGAGACGACGAACCGGUCACAGUCAAAAUCAAGCGCACAGCCAGGAAGAGGAAAACUGUUGAGAACGCAGUCGAGUCAGAAAACAGGAAGAACAUGCGGCUUCGAGGAAACGCCAGGGCUAAUAUACAACGUGUAGAGUCCCCCCCAGUGCUCGCUACAAUGGCUAAUCAAUCCAAACAAAAGGAUUCUCCUGUUAGUCUGAAAGGCAAGAAAGACGGAACCCUGCAAAAGAUCGGUGACUUCAUCCAAAGUUCUCCGACCCUUCUAGGGAGCAAAGCUAAAAAGAUCAUGGCAAAGGUUGCUUUAAAAUCUCCAGAGCCUGAGAUCAACAGCGAGACGAGCAACAAACCCAAGAGAUCGAAACGCAAGCUGUUCAAGACUGAAAUCUCCUCGCCUCUCGACAUCCCUUCACAUCCGAUCAUCGGAAUAGAUCAAGAAGACAAAGAAAGCGAUCAUCACAUUAUUAAAAGAAAAUUAAGAACAAGAACUGCCAAAAUACGACUUGAGUCAGACUCGAGUUUCUGGUAAUUUAUUGUUAAUUAACAUGUGCUGAAUGUUUUAGUGCUAUUUUAUGCAGAUUUGUGUAAAUAUGUGACCAUUUUUUGAAAUCUGUAAAUAUAUGGUUCUGAGUGAUGGUCAUUUAUUUCUCACGUCAGUAGACAGAGGUGUGAUGGUCAUGUAAGAGUAAUCAACUGAUAUUAGGAGGCACCCGUUUGACCUCUGCCCAGGGCACAGAUGCAUCUGCCUGCUCAGAACGUUCUUGUUUGUUUAAAAUAAAAUGCAGUUUAAAAUCAAAUCAACAGGUGAAGUGAAUAAAUGCUAUGCUAGCAA
Tachysurus fulvidraco (yellow catfish) is the source of this 4856-nucleotide messenger RNA. RefSeq names its product kinesin family member 20Bb (gene kif20bb). Lineage: Eukaryota; Metazoa; Chordata; Actinopteri; Siluriformes; Bagridae. Gene Ontology annotation, cellular component: nucleus; spindle microtubule. Gene Ontology annotation, biological process: mitotic spindle assembly; microtubule-based movement. Gene Ontology annotation, molecular function: ATP binding; plus-end-directed microtubule motor activity; microtubule binding. The coding region runs from base 168 to 4553 and encodes 1461 amino acids. The record is from RefSeq and is a predicted model, not a curated record. The transcript has 28 exons.